CCUGAAACUAGAUUUUGGUUCAGCUUUCAAAUAAGGCUAAUUUCUGCACUUGUCCAUUUCUGAAGGGUGGUUCAUUCUGCAAUUAAUGUUGUUUCAGUGAGUUUUGGAAGUGGACAAAGCCAAGUUUUGAUCUUAUUAUGCAUGAAAUCAAGUGGCAGGGUAAUAGUUUGAUGCCAUUCAAGCUCAUGGAGGGAAUUUCAAAGCACAAGCGUUCCAAAAGUGAACCAGUAAACAGAAAAUUUGAGAAAGAUAAACUGAAUAGCAUCCUCGAAGCUCCUUACAGUCUUAAAAUGGAAAUGGGAAGACUGAACUGCUAUGUUGAAGCUAUGAUGAAGAGGCAAUCUACAGAUUCCGAUGUUCAAAGUUCUUUAAAUCAGGAGAUUCUACAGCUUCAAAAACAACUGGAGGACCAAUUUUUGGUACGGCAUGCUUUACAGAAGGCGUUAAGUUAUCGUCCAUUAUCACCGGAUUCUACAAUUGAAACCUCUCUACCAAAGUCUACCAAGGAAGUCAUUAAGGAAAUAGCUGUGUUGGAACUAGAAGUUGUGUAUUUGGAGCGCUAUCUUCUUUCCCUGUAUCGGAAAACCUUUGAUCAACAAAUAUCAUCUGAAUUGAGUGUGGCUCCUGGACAAGAUGUUACACCAGAAAAUAGCAAUACAGUCACCUACUCUGAUGAUCUUAUGUCACCUCGGAAUUCGAUUGUCAAACCACUAAAGGAAUGCAAUGACAUAGUAGAACAACAAAAACUGUUAGAUUCAAGCAUUCAUCGUACCUGCUCAUCACUGUCUCAGCGUUCAACUUGUUCAACUAGAACUUCUCCUCGAACAAAAUCUCGAGCUAAAGCUGUAGAUUCAUACCACUCCUUACCUUUCUCGAUGCUAGAGCAAGCUCAGAGUGCAACUACAAAUGUAUAUCCGACAGAACAGCUUGAAACCUAUUUCUCUGAUCAAGUUCCAGACACACCAAACUGCAUUUCGGAGGAGAUGAUUAAGUGCAUUGCAACCAUAUUUUGUGAACUUGCAGAUCCACCUGUUAUCAGUCAUGAUUACUCUAGCUCUCCUAUCACAUCAUCAUCAACGUAUAACUUAUCUUCUCACAGUCAAGGUGAAAAGUGGAGCUCAAAACGCACAAAAGUUCCAUUUUUCAAUUCACAUUUCGAUAAGCCUUUCCACAUUGAAGGGCCAGAUGAAAUGAGUGGACCUUAUUGCAGAAUGCUAAAGGUACAUUUGAUCUGUAGGGACGCUGAGAAGUUAGGAGAUGUUGAACAUGCACUAAAGAAAUUUAGGUCACUUAUCUUUCGAUUGGAAGAAGUUGAUCUCAGAUCGAUGAAGCAUGAGGAGAAGUUGGCUUUUUGGAUUAAUGUGCAUAAUGCACUCGUGAUGCAUGCAUUUUUGGUCUAUGGCAUUCCACAGAAUAAUCUAAAAAGAGUUUCACUGCUACUCAAGGCUGCUUAUAAUGUGGGAGGUCACGCCAUAAGCGUAGACAUGAUACAAAGAUCCAUUCUGGGAUGCAGAUUGCCUCGUCCUGGACAAGUAAUCUCUCUUUCUGUAACAACUACAUAUGCAAUUGAGCAUCCUGAACCUCUUUUGCAUUUUGCACUCUGUUCAGGAAGUCAUUCUGAUCCUGCGGUUCGCGUAUACACAUCCAAGAGAGUGUUUGAGGAGCUGGAAACUGCAAAACACGAAUACAUCCAAUCGACCUUCCUUGUGCACAAGGAACAGAAAAUCCUUCUUCCAAAGAUUGUGGAGUCAUUUGCAAAGGAUACAGGAUUGUGCUCAGCUGAUUUGAUGGAGAUGAUUGAGCAUUUUAUGCCUGAUUUUCAAAGAAAAAGCAAUCAACCGUUUCAACACAAAAGAACCUGGAAAGGAAUUGAGUGGAUUCCUCACAACUUUACUUUCCGUUAUCUGCUAUCCAAAGAAGUAGCUUGGUGAUCUCUUUACACUGAUAAAGCAUAUGAGUUGCCUUUAUGGCUAGUUUGUUCCUUUGAUGUGUUUCGCCAUGGACAACAUGAAGAGUUCUGAACGAAAAUGAAUCACGACUAUGCAUCCUCAAGAAAUGCGCUCUUUCUGAGCAGAAUGAUGAUCAAAUGCGCUCAAGGUUGAGCUUGAGUUAUUCAAAAGAAUGCCGGACAUGAAAGGGCUUUAAUCGAGAAGAACAUUAGGUGUGCUCUGGUUUCAUAACUAGGAAGUCUUGUGCUCUUGUGAGCUUGAGCUUGUUUGAUCACCAAUCUUGUUUGAGUGUCGUGGCGGUGGUCUGCUGUCAUUAGGUGUUGUACUAUCCAGCAUAUUACAGUAGGCUUGUAUGUAAAAAGAAAAAGAAAAGAAGCAUGAGACAGGUUUGCAUGCAGCUGGCUGUUAGUGUGAUGUGUGUGAUCUUUAUUCAUCUGCAUUUUCUAAUGUUUAAGUAUCUUAAUUGCAUUCAGAGAGGCAGCCACGAGUGUGCCCUUGGGA
Prunus mume (Japanese apricot) is the source of this 2450-nucleotide messenger RNA. The record is from RefSeq and is a predicted model, not a curated record. Lineage: Eukaryota; Viridiplantae; Streptophyta; Magnoliopsida; Rosales; Rosaceae.